Molecule: messenger RNA, 1915 nt
Organism: Andrographis paniculata
Lineage: Eukaryota; Viridiplantae; Streptophyta; Magnoliopsida; Lamiales; Acanthaceae
Product: protein NDL2
Exons: 12
Coding region: 667-1548 (293 amino acids)
Source: RefSeq, a predicted model, not a curated record
GCAAAGGGUAAAGGUGGAAAAGAAAUCCACUAAAAGGGGAAGAAAACAGGAUAAAAGAGACGAGGACAUUCCUGUCAUUUCACAUCCAAUAUUGUCGGCCUCUACCCUAUCCAUCUGCGUCGCUGGGUUCGGAUCCGACCCAUUUCCCUUUAAAGUCCGACCCGAAACUAAAAUCGUCGGUGACUCAGUGAACGUUGGGCUCGACUCACUAUUCAUAUAUAUAUACAUACAAAGAUACAUGUGUAUGUAUUCAAAUAUAUAUAUGAUGAGAGAGAGAGAGAGAGAGGAGAAGAGAGGUGAGGGUGAGGUGGAUUGGUAUAUAGCUGUGGAUGCCAAAUCCAAGGCUUCUUGAAUUUUGAGAGAGAGGGACAGAGAAAGCAAAUAGUAAUAGGUAAUAAUAACAAUAAUAAUAAUAAUAAUAAUAAACAGUAACAAUUAGAGAGAGAAAGUGAAGUGCAAUGGCGGACUCCAGCGAUUCUGUCUCCGUCGAUAUGGAGUCCACCCCUCUCGCCGGAAAGAUUGAGUUGCAAUCGCGAUUUCGUGAAUGAAGUUCCAGAUUUCGUGGAGCAUAUUGUGAAUACUCGCAGUGGUUCUGUGUCCGUUGCUGUUUUCGGGGAUCAUGACAAACCUGCCCUUAUCACAUAUCCUGACUUGGCUUUGAACUAUAUGUCAUGUUUCCAAGGAUUGUUCUUUUGUCCAGAAGCAUUUUCUCUUCUUCUCCACAACUUCUGCAUCUACCACAUCAGCCCCCCAGGUCAUGAGUUGGGAGCAGAUAUCCCUGAUCCUGAUGAACCUGUGUUAUCUAUUGAUGAUUUAGUGGAUCAGAUCGCUGAAAUACUCGACUACUUCGGACUCGGUGCAGUGAUGUGCCUGGGUGUAACUGCUGGGGCUUAUAUUCUUACUCUCUUUGCGAUAAGGCACUCGGAACGUGUUAUGGGUCUUAUUCUUGUUUCCCCUCUGUGCAAAGCACCAUCGUGGACUGAAUGGUUACGUAACAAGGUGAUGUCAAAUUUGCUUUACCUUUGUGGUAUGUGUGGCAUUGUAAAGGAGAUGUUGCUCAUGCGCUACUUCAGCAAGGAAGUCCGCGGCAGUGUGGACAUACCCGAAUCAGAUCUUGUUCAAUCAUGUCGAAGACUGUUGAGUGAGAGGCAGAGUCCCAACGUGAUGCGAUUCCUUGAAGCAAUUAAUGGGAGACCAGACAUCACUGACGGCUUAAGAAGACUGCAAUGUCGAUCCUUGAUUUUUGUUGGAGAAAACUCUCCAUUCCAUUCAGAAGCACUUCAUAUGACCUCAAAACUAGAUAGGAGAUUCAGUGCCUUGGUAGAGGUCCAAGCGUGUGGCUCGAUGGUCACCGAAGAACAUCCUGAUGCCAUGCUGAUUCCAUUAGAAUAUUUCCUGAUGGGAUUCGGGUUCUUCAGGCCAUCUCAGUUCAAUGUAAGCCCCAGAAGCCCAUUAAGCCCGACCUGCAUUUCCCCGGAGCUGUUCUCGCCCGAAAGCAUGGGGUUGAAGCUGAAACCAAUCAAGACAAGGAUCGAGGGACAAGUUUGAGGAUGCCCAGAUUUUUGUAAUUUAAGAUUGCUCGUACUGCUCGAUUGCCUGAAGAAUCCCCUCCCUAUACUGGAAAAAUUACUACAGGAGGAGGCUUGUAGAUAAUAAAGAUAACCAGACACCAAUAAAUUUAGCAGAAUGGAAGCAAGCAGAGGGAGGAGAUGAGAUAGAAAGGGGGAAAGGAUGAUAUAUACUAGGCUUAGAGGUAUGAAACUUUUAAUUCUUUUUUUUACCUUUUCCCACUUGUAAUUUCACUGUUUUUGUUGGGAGCUUAGUGAGUGCUCUAUAUACACAUACACCUCAUGGCAUUCUUAAAAUUAUUUUGCAUAGACAAAAGAGAUAUAAUAAAAGAGGCCAGGUUCAUCCA